AUGGAAUAUUCCGAUGAUUCUGACUUCUACGGGGAUGAUGAUAUGGUCAUGGACCUUAACAACCGUGUACAACGCUUUGAUGUUCAGAGUUGGAUGCUCGAGCAACAGCAAAGCCCUGGAAGACCUAUUCCUGACACGAGCACCGUUCGCGAAACAUCGCAUCUUCACAAUCCCUAUGCUGGGGUAGAUUAUGCAUGGCAGCUUACCGAGACGGUAGAUCAGUUCCUCGCACGUCUCCCACCCAGGACAACAGACAUUACAGAGGAUACGCCUUGGAUCUUUAUUUGCAAUCCGUAUAUCCCCCGAGUCGAGAAGUCUAUGGGGCAGAACCAACUUAGUAAAGGUAACGAAGAUGAGGCUCCCGAGGAAGAAGGCAGCAAGACUGCGCUUGUCAUAGAAGGUGGCUUGGAGAGACUAGAACUUCUCUCCAAGUUCAAGGACGGACUGAAGAAAACCAACAAGGUUCUUGCAACACAAGAGCGGGAGAUUCAAAAAGAAAUCAAGAAAGCCUCGGAUGAUAUACUGCACCUGGCGCACGCCGCCAAAGUCCGCGCUGGCAAGUGGAUGUUAUUUUGCACACCAGCAGAAGUAAACGACGUGUGGGAGAUUGUCGCGAAAGCGACUGCCAGAAACGAGCUUGGCAUUGCCGCAAAGGUUGCUCCAAGACCAGCCGAAGAGGAUUCUCGAAAAGAUCGACUCAUCUGCGUGUACACGACCGAUUUCGCAGACAAGGCCGAUGUUGGCAGGGUACUUCAAAAGCUUCGAGAGCUCAGAUUGGUUGAAGCUCGAGGAAGACCUAUCUACUAUAAGCCAGAUGCAUAUACGUACAUAGGGAUAUCGUUUGGGAAUCCCUGGGGUCUGAAAGCGUCGAUCUAUAAGUCAUCUGACAUCUUCCAGACCUAA
Messenger RNA from Fusarium fujikuroi IMI 58289, 903 nucleotides. RefSeq lists its product as uncharacterized. The record is from RefSeq and is a predicted model, not a curated record. NCBI's taxonomy places the organism in Eukaryota, Fungi, Ascomycota, Sordariomycetes, Hypocreales, Nectriaceae. The transcript has 4 exons. Bases 1 to 903 code for a protein of 300 amino acids.